AGUCCUCUCCACCCUCCUUUUUGUCUGCAAACGGCUGUCCAAAAGAAAAGCGAAAUGUCAAGCGCGCCUCAUUGCCGUUGUGGUCGAGAAUGCGUCAGUUAUGAAGUGAGAAAACCGGGUCCUAAUCGAGGCAAGUGGUUCUGGAGAUGUGCUACUCAGGCGUGUGGAUACUUUAAAUGGGACACGUCUGCCAGUAAAUUCACAGUCCAUCCUACGAAUGCCUAUGCUCUAGCGCAACCAGCAGUGACACUGAGUCGAGGAAGCGGACCAGGAGGAUUCAUGAACAAACCCAACCUGGACGCACAAUACUUUAUCGAAAAGGCAAGCAAAAAGAAAACCGAGAUUGAAUUCCGGUUACAUUCCACGUCUGAAAUCACGAUCCGCGCCGAUCUCAAUCCGACCCUGUUGCCAGCGCUACAAAACAUUAGCAAUGCCGUGUGGAACGAAGCAUUACAACGGUGGCUCCUUCCUGCAACGUCGCAAGCCUAUGCACGCGCACUCCAACAGAUCCCAUUGGCCCCGAAUUUAAACCUGAACGUGAUACGGCUGUCCAACGCAUUAAAACAAGUCUUGCACGAACAGACGGGCUUGUCGGAUCACACGGUGGAUAUUCGGGAAACUGAUGUCGAGGAAACGAUUCGCAACAUACGUGACUCGGCUCUUUGGAAGACACUCAAGCCGUUCCAACAACAAGGAGUACGAUGCGCUCUGAAACGUAACGGAAGACUUUUGCUUGCGGAUCAGGUUGGCAAAAAGUUGCAAGCGUUGAGUGUGGCUCUGGCGUACCAAAGCGAGUGGCCCCUCUUGAUCAUCUGUCCGAAAGAUGACCAGCCUGAAUGGCAUCGUUUGGUCAUGGAUUGGUUGCCUGUGACGGAAAAAGAUAUCCAUGUCUCCACUGCAGUCACGAAUAUUUUGGGCAAAACGCGCAAGCGCACCAUUGCUAGUGCCGUACAGAAGGGUCUUUUGGUCAAAUCGAAAAAGAGAAAAACGAAGACAGUGUCGGCAACAGUAAGGAGGGCACGGCGGUUUAUCCAGACUCAAGCCAGUGCCACGAGUGAUAGUAGUAGUGGUGAUGAUGAUGAUGAUGAAGAAGAGGAAGAAGAGGAAGAAGAAGAGAUAAUGGGUACCAACGACGACAACAACGACGGCGAAAACAAAUACAAUGUAUCACUCUUCUCGUCCCACAAGAUCCACAUCGUCAAUGAUGAAUUGGCGAACAAAUGUCACAAGCAGUUGCUGGAACGACAUUUCCGUGUGAUUAUUUGUGACAAAAGCCAUAGCUACCUCAAAUAUCUUCCAAGAAAACGUGCCCAACACUACCUGCCAAUGCUAAAAUCCUGCAACCGACUGGUAAUGCUGACAGACGAUUUCAAUUUCGAGAAACCCAUCGAAUUGUUCACACAACUCAGUGCUCUUCGGCCCGAUCUGUUUUCUGACUUUCGACGCUAUGGCCAGCAUUACUGUAAGGCGGCGCAGCAGGUCUUUGGAUGGGACUAUUCGGGCAGGAACAAUCCGGUUGAGCUCAGAUACAUUGUCGACAGGGCGAUAUGGUUGAAGCGGACCAAAGAAGAUGUGCAGGAUCAAUUGCCUUUGGUUUAAAAAAAACUCACUACUCUCUAUUCCAAAAAAAAAAACCCCCAUCUAUUCCUUUUAAUUUGUACAUUUUCUAGUUUAUAAGCUUGUAUAUCUUUCUUUGGCACAUAUCUGCGACAGCUCUUUGUAUAAACACACACAGCACAUUAUUUACUUUUUAUCCCAAAAGCCACACACACACACACACACACACACAC
Molecule: messenger RNA, 1790 nt
Organism: Zychaea mexicana
Lineage: Eukaryota; Fungi; Mucoromycota; Mucoromycetes; Mucorales; Lichtheimiaceae
Exons: 3
Coding region: 55-1599 (514 amino acids)
Biological process (GO): DNA repair; replication fork processing
Cellular component (GO): nuclear replication fork
Molecular function (GO): ATP-dependent chromatin remodeler activity; ATP binding; zinc ion binding
Source: RefSeq, a predicted model, not a curated record